AUGGACCUAAGAGGACAACGCUUCACCGUCGACUUCUCAGACGACGAGGAUGAGCGAAGUUCGAACUCGAUACUACCCUCGGAUGCUAUUCCGUCAAUCUCCUCGGCGUUCAUUGGGGAUAUCAAGGAACGCACCACCACAGCCCCGGCCGCCCCGAAGUUGAAGACGACUCCGACUGGGUUCCCGGAGCACAAGAAGCGGACGAGGAUUUCUGCAUUCAAGCAGCAAAGAGGUGGAUCUGCGAGGCCUGCCACGACAGACACUCAUAAUGCUUUUGCUCUGCCUACUUCUCAGGCAACGCCAACUAACGCCUCCUCACUGACGCAGAAAGAUCCCAGAUUUGAGGAGAGCGAGCGCCGGAGGAUCGAUCAGGAAAACAAGCAGAGGCUGGAGUCGAUGUCAACUGAAGAAAUAGAGGAAGAAAGACGCGAGCUACUUGCUGCGUUGGAUCCGUCUUUGGUUGAGCGGCUUUUGAAGAGGGCGAAUCUGGAUGAAGGUCGAGGCGAUACUGGCAUCGAACCGCCGUCUACAAAAGUGGAGGAGGAUACGAAGGCCGAGGUUCCAAAGCAGGAAGUUGCAGGUGUUCCCGCUCCAACUCCAGUGGGGAAAGCAGUCCCCAUGAAAUCGGUGAAAUUCGAAGACGAUGCAGAGCCAACUGAACCCAUAGGCCUCCAACCAGUGCCAAAUAUCUCGGCGAUAUCAGUUGCAGAUAUUCCUCACCCAACCAUCCAUUUCCCAACCGCUCCAUCAGCUCCUGAACUGGACCCGUCCGACCCCUCCUUCCUUGAAAACCUCCACUCAAAAUAUUUCCCCAACCUGCCUGCAGACCCCUCAAAAUUGGCCUGGAUGGCACCAAUUCCAACUCAUGGCUCCGUCGCAGACCAAGAAUCACCAUAUUACCCUGCCCACGAAGCAUUACCAGCUUCAGCCUUACGCUUCGAUUUCCGUGGCGGGAUUCUGCCGCCACGAAUAUCGAGAGCUAUGCCAACUAUGAAAGGCCUCCACCAUCAUGGAGAAGCUCCGGAAGCUGCUGGCUACACUGUUCCAGAGUUGGCGAGGCUUUCACGCUCGGCGUUCCCGGCGCAGAGAUGCAUAUCUUUUCAGACUUUGGGAAGGCUGCUGUAUAGAUUAGGUAGAGGGGAGUGGGGUGAUGAAGAUGGUGAGGUAACGAAGGGGUUGUGGAGGUGUGUAGAGGAAGGGAAAAUUAUCCAGACUCUAGAAGAAGCUGCUAGUGCUGAAGGAGGGCAUCAAGGUACAAAAAUAUAUGCCGUGGAGGCUCUUUGGCUGUGGCAGAAAGGGGGAGGGAAGGUAUGGAAGGCGUCUUGA
Hyaloscypha bicolor E is the source of this 1326-nucleotide messenger RNA. RefSeq lists its product as uncharacterized. Gene Ontology annotation, cellular component: nucleus. Bases 1 to 1326 code for a protein of 441 amino acids. Gene Ontology annotation, biological process: transcription by RNA polymerase II. The record is from RefSeq and is a predicted model, not a curated record. NCBI's taxonomy places the organism in Eukaryota, Fungi, Ascomycota, Leotiomycetes, Helotiales, Hyaloscyphaceae. The transcript has a single exon.